Hymenoscyphus albidus is the source of this 1285-nucleotide messenger RNA. The record is from the annotation of a GenBank genome assembly. Lineage: Eukaryota; Fungi; Ascomycota; Leotiomycetes; Helotiales; Helotiaceae.
UACUGCUGCGUGGGGGUGGAGCAAGAUCGUCCUAGUAGAGUUCGCGGUAGGUACUAGGAAGGUUGAGGCUUGGCAUUGUCGACACAGUAAUAAUUCAGCGCAACCGAUACAAUUGAUAACCAAGUGUCCUUUCGCUUUGGAGGAAUUCCACGACCACGACAUGCGCAAAUCCUAGUCUGCGGGACUUGAGAAGAACACGAUGGCGAUACGGUUCCCGGUUCUUUCUUUUCCCCUGAUAUGCUUCUUGCUGUUCGUCCUCGAGCUUGGCUUCGUGGGUGAAGUGAAUGCUGCCGACCACCCCAACAUUCCCCUGCCGAGCUAUCAUUAUGGGGCUCCGAUUGAAGUUAGUUGUCUGAAUAGAAGCAUGUAUGUUGUUCUCCUUCUGCUUGGUACUUUGGAUCUUUGAGAUGGGGUUCUUGCAUUGGAAUUCAUGUCUGGGAGCUGUGCGGUCAUGGAAAUGCUAAUAAGCUGUCUGGUAGUGACACUGGGGAGCAUAUUUCGAACGAGAAGAAUGAGUUGGAGUAUAUAUCCUUUCCCGUCUGCGAGGAAACCGGGAAACCACUAGAAUUACGAUAUGGAGUUGAAGACGGUAUCCUUCCCCUUCCCCAGCUUGCAAAGAGAGCUCUACUAAUACUUUUCGCGCGCAGAGAUGAACUGUACCAUAGAAGUCAUCACAGAUCCCUUCUUCCACCUCCUCGAAUUCUACAUCCACAACGACGCACCGCUCUCCUGUCGAAUCCCCUCGCGACCAGAGUCCACCAUCCACCACAAAGACCACCCUCCCAUCGCACAAGAAUACGUGCCCUUAAUCUUCGCCCUCGCAGGCACCCUCCAACUCUCACAUCUACACAUAUCCACCCACCUCAACAUCCUCAUCCAUUCCACGCCCAAACACCACCUCCACCACCACGACUCGGGCGUCAUCGAUUCCGGCGCCGCCUAUUCCACCUCGCCCCUCUCGCACACCACCGGCCCCGCGGCCCUCACGAAGAAACUCGUCAUUGGCGACCCGUUACCCUUACAGCUCUCCGUACGAUGGUUCCCUACCCCCUCGCUGCCGAGGGAGAAUGGGAAGGUGCAGUGGGCGGGUAUGGGAGGACAUUUCUAUGUUAGUACCGCGUUUUAUUGUUUGGUGAGUGCUGGGGCGGGGGCGAGUCUGGUGACGGUUUGGUUUUGGGGGGUGGUGUUGCCGAAGAGGAUAAGGGAUCGGGCGAAGGGGUUGGGUGGUGCGACGCCGUUAGGGUAUGGGGUGGGGAAUGGGUGGGGGAUGGGGAAGAGGGAUUAA